CUUCCAAAUUACCCUUUCAACAUGAACACUUUUUAAAAAUUGUUUUGCACAACCUUUAUUCCUUAUAACUAAUGCGCAUCUAACUGGAUUAGACUGCCAAUCAUAAAAGAAAAAAACACAUCCCUACACCUUGUGUUUAAUCCAAACAAAUGAUUUGACUUGCAUUGCAUCUAUCACUUGCUUUCUGAAACUCCUCUCAUUUUGAAAGAGUAUGCUGUUCCUCUAAAACCAAGGGUAACAAGACACCAAUAAAAAAAUAUAGGAACCCAUUUUCUCUUCCUAUAUUCCUUCCUAACCCAAACAUAAUCAUCUCAGCCACUCCCUCCAAACCCCACCACUUUAACACCUUCAUCCAUACCUUCCAUGAUUCUCUACAUGUACAAAAUAAAUGGCUACUCUCCUUUACCCACUCAUUGCAUAAACCACAUAGCAACUCCUCCCCUAACAACAUCACCCCCUUUCUUUAGUUGGGAAGCCAAGAAGACGGCAAUUGAAGAAUCUAAGGAUCUCAACACUCUCAAGCUUGAAGAUCUCAUUGGUAAAUUGACGACAUAUGAGAUAGAAGUGCAAGGUGAUAGUGGAGUUGAAAUAGUUGAGAAGAAGAAGAAGGAUGUUGCGUUCAAGGCUAGCAACCAAAAGGAAAACAGUGAAGAUGAUGCUAGUGAUAGUGAAAACAUCUCCACCUUGAUCUCUAGAGAAGUGAGGAGAUUCAUGAAGAAGAACAUCAAGAGCAAGCUUGCAAAAAGAGAUGAAGGAGAAUCUACCAAAAGGAGUGUAAAAUGCUAUGAGUGCAACAAGAUGGGGCACUAUAGAAAUGAAUGUCCCAAUUUGAAGAAAGGCAAGAAGAGCAUGAAGAAGAGAGCUUUUGCUGCCACUUGGAGUGAUGAUGAGACUAGCUCAACGGAAAGUGAAAGCUCCUUGGAGAAAGGUGUUACAAAUCUUUGCUUCAUGGCUCAAAAGGAUAGCAACCAUGAUGAGGAGUUCUUGAUUGCUCCAUGAAUGACAUUAAGAAACUAGGAAAGGAGAAUAUAGCUCUUACUAAAACCAUUUCAUUGCUUAGGAAUGAAAUUGAAUCUCUCUCAAAACGAAAUGAGGUUUUAGUUAAAGAGAAUGCCUCUUUAAAUGAUGAGAUUGCUUCUUUAAAUGAUGAGAUUGCUUCUUUAAAGAAUGAGGAAUCUAAUAAUGCUUUGAAAAAGGA
Messenger RNA from Rubroshorea leprosula, 1198 nucleotides. NCBI's taxonomy places the organism in Eukaryota, Viridiplantae, Streptophyta, Magnoliopsida, Malvales, Dipterocarpaceae. The record is from the annotation of a GenBank genome assembly.